This is a messenger RNA of Dichomitus squalens LYAD-421 SS1, 492 nucleotides long. RefSeq lists its product as uncharacterized. The record is from RefSeq and is a predicted model, not a curated record. The annotation marks the transcript as partial. The transcript has 4 exons. Lineage: Eukaryota; Fungi; Basidiomycota; Agaricomycetes; Polyporales; Polyporaceae.
GCUGCGAAACCCAAAUUCCCGAAUAUCGAGUGGUCGGCUAAUGAUAGCUACCUCCUCUGGCAAGUAAUCUCGGAGGCGGAGAAGGAGGAGAAUAGGAAGGUUUUGUUUGGGAAGAAGUUGGACCAGGUGUGUAACUCUUCUCCGGCAAAUAAGGCUGCGGUGCACAAGCGCAUCGCUGCUGCCGUGAUCCCCACCCUCUUUGCUUUGGAUGGUGCCACUGCUGGUGACCGUGUCAAGGGUAGAAUUGCUGCGCUUAUAACAACUUAUCGGUCGUAUGCAUGUAAUGUGACCUCGACUGGGCGAGGAGUUCAGAAGAAUCACAUUCUCGAGGGCCAGGAUUCCCCGGAGGACAUUAGUGAGGAUGGCACAACUGCAGGCUGGAUUGCGAGUGUGCCGCGGGAUGGACCCGAUCACGACACACCGGAGCGUGCAAGGAACAUCUGGGAACAGGUUGAGCAAGAAUGGCCGUUCUUUCCCCGUCUCCACCGGCUG